Molecule: messenger RNA, 719 nt
Organism: Suricata suricatta (meerkat)
Lineage: Eukaryota; Metazoa; Chordata; Mammalia; Carnivora; Herpestidae
Gene: NUDT14
Product: nudix hydrolase 14
Exons: 5
Coding region: 85-645 (186 amino acids)
Biological process (GO): ribose phosphate metabolic process; nucleoside phosphate metabolic process
Molecular function (GO): UDP-sugar diphosphatase activity; metal ion binding
Source: RefSeq, a predicted model, not a curated record
UCGCAGAGCUCCCCAGCUCUUCGCCCGGCUCCGGUUCGAGUCGAGUUCCCAGCGCUGAAUGGUACUCAGAAGUCCUGGGACUUCAUGAAGACACAUGACAGUGUGGCCAUUCUCAUGUUCAACUCUUCCCAGAAGAGCCUGGUGUUGGUGAAGCAGUUCCGGCCAGCUGUGUACAUGGGCGAGGUGGAACGCCACUUCCCUGGGUCCCUGGCAGCCGUGGACCAGGACGGACCUCGGGAGCUGGAGGUGGCGCUGCCCGGCGCGGCGGGGGUGACCUACGAGCUGUGCGCCGGCCUCGUGGACCAGCCGGGGCGCUCCCUGGAGGAAGCGGCCUGCGCGGAGGCCUGGGAGGAGUGUGGCUACCGGCUGGCCCCCUCCGACCUGCGCAGGGUCGCCACCUACAAGUUUGGUGUGGGACUGACUGGCUCCAGCCAGACCAUGUUCUACGCAGAGGUGACGGACUCCCAGCGGAGCGGCCCGGGUGGGGGCCUGGCAGAGGAGGGCGAGCUCAUCGAGGUGGUGCACCUGCCCCUGGAUGGCGCCCAGGCCUUCGCAGAUGACCCGGCUGUCCCCAAGACCCUCGGUGUCAUCUUUGGCAUCUCGUGGUUCCUCAGCGCUGUGGCCCCUGGGCUAGGUCCCCGGUGAGAUGCCAGGGGGUCGAGACCAAGGUUGUCCUGGCCACCUGCUCUGCAGACCAAAUAAAGGCUUGUGUAACUCCA